Molecule: messenger RNA, 1429 nt
Organism: Pleuronectes platessa (European plaice)
Lineage: Eukaryota; Metazoa; Chordata; Actinopteri; Pleuronectiformes; Pleuronectidae
Gene: agmat
Product: agmatine ureohydrolase (agmatinase)
Exons: 7
Coding region: 36-1118 (360 amino acids)
Molecular function (GO): agmatinase activity; metal ion binding
Source: RefSeq, a predicted model, not a curated record
UGACGGUCCCUUGUGGAACCUGCAGCCCAGCAGCCAUGUCUUCACUGUGGAGGAACCUGAAGGCAUCUCGCCCCCUCCUGUCUCCUCACCUCUCGGGCCUCUCCUCCGUGCGUCCGCGUCCUGCAGCCGCUCUCCAGGCUUCGUGCGUGAAUCCCCGCAGAGAGUCCUCCGGGAGACCCUUCAAUGUUCCGCCCAGCGCCGAGUUCGUGGCGCGGGUGUCCGGGAUCCCCACCAUGGCCAAGCUCCCCUUCCAGGAGACGGCGGACGGGCUGGACGCGGCGUUUGUCGGAGUCCCGAUCGACACCGGGACCUCGAACCGGCCCGGAGCCAGGUUCGGUCCCCGUCACAUCCGGGUGGAGUCGGCCAUGCUGAGGCGGUACAACAGUGGCACCAGGGCGGCGCCUUACGAGUCCCUGAUGGUGGCCGACAUCGGGGACGUGAACGUGAACGUGUACGACCUGAAGGACACCUGCAAACGCAUCAGGGAGGCGUACAGGACCAUCCUGGCCACCGGCUGCAUCCCUCUGACCAUGGGUGGUGAUCACACGAUUGCAUAUCCAAUCCUACAGGCUGUCGCUGAGAGGCAUGGUCCGGUGGGUCUGGUCCACGUGGACGCUCAUGCUGACACCAGUGACGUGGUCCUGGGGGAGAAGAUUGGACACGGGACUCCAUUCAGACGCUGUGUGGAGGAAGGGCUACUGGACUGUAAGAGAGUGGUGCAGAUCGGCCUGCGGGGCUCAGGCUACUCUGCCGACUCGUACGAGUGGAGUCGGGCACAGGGUUUCCGUGUGGUCCAAGCAGAAGAAUGCUGGUUCAAAUCUCUGGAACCCCUGAUGGCUGAGGUCCGGGCUCAGAUGGGCAGCGGCCCAGUGUACCUCAGCUUCGACAUCGAUGCUCUGGACCCGGGCUUUGCCCCUGGAACAGGCACACCAGAGAUAGCAGGGCUCACUCCCAUCCAGGGAGUUGAGAUUAUCCGAGGCUGUCGUGGUCUGAAUCUGGUCGGAUGUGAUCUGGUUGAGGUGUCACCACCUUAUGACACCACAGGGAACACUGCGCUGACAGGUGCCAACCUCCUCUUUGAAAUGUUGUGCGUCCUCCCGAAAGUGAUAUAUCACUGAUCAGAAUAAUAAAUCAAAUAAAACUUUUGAUUAUAGCCAUCAAUGGAAUGAAUUCAGUAUUCAAACCAACAGAGAUGUCACUUACACCAACUUACCAAAGUAAUUACGGCCACUUUCACAAAUCUAUCAAUAUUCACUUUGUAUUUCAAGCUGCUUGUAAGACAAAAUGUUUAUAUACAAUAUUCACAUCUGGGGUUUUUCUCCACAUUUGCAAAAAUAUUCGUUAUGGGAACUUUAGUUUUUUUUCUUAUAAAUGUCAAGCUCUCUAUCAAACAGUGUAAAGUGCCUUGAGAUAAUGAAUGUUGAAUUUA